UUAAAUAGCAUUUCCAGCUUCCUCUCUUCUCCUCUCCGCACCUCGCUCUCACGGCCUGCCCGCCCUGCCGCCUGCUCGCCCCCCAGCACAUCUUCCACCAUGGCCACCUCAGCGAGUUCCCACUUGAACAAAGGCAUCAAGCAGGUGUACAUGUCCCUGCCCCAGGGUGAUAAAGUCCAAGCUAUGUAUAUCUGGAUCGACGGCACCGGAGAAGGACUGCGAUGCAAGACCCGGACGCUGGACAGUGAGCCCAAGUGUGUGGAAGAGUUGCCCGAGUGGAAUUUUGAUGGCUCUAGUACUUUGCAGUCUGAAGGUUCCAACAGUGACAUGUAUCUUAUUCCUGCUGCCAUGUUUCGGGACCCUUUCCGCAAGGACCCCAACAAGCUGGUGUUCUGUGAAGUCCUAAAGUACAACCGAAAGCCUGCAGAGACCAACUUGAGGCACACCUGUAAACGGAUAAUGGACAUGGUGAGCAAUCAGCACCCCUGGUUUGGAAUGGAGCAGGAAUAUACUCUCAUGGGCACCGAUGGACACCCCUUUGGUUGGCCUUCCAAUGGCUUCCCAGGGCCCCAAGGUCCGUACUACUGUGGCGUGGGAGCCGACAGAGCCUACGGCAGGGACAUUGUGGAGGCUCACUACCGGGCCUGCUUGUACGCUGGCAUCAAGAUUGCAGGGACAAAUGCCGAGGUUAUGCCCGCCCAGUGGGAAUUCCAGAUAGGACCCUGUGAAGGAAUCGAGAUGGGAGAUCAUCUCUGGGUGGCGAGGUUCAUCUUGCACCGGGUGUGUGAAGACUUUGGAGUGAUAGCAACCUUUGACCCCAAGCCAAUUCCUGGGAACUGGAAUGGUGCAGGCUGCCACACCAACUUCAGCACCAAGGCCACGCGAGAGGAGAACGGUCUGAAGUACCUUGAAGAGUACAUCGAGAGGCUCAGCAAGCGGCAUCAGUACCACAUCCGAGCCUACGACCCCCACGGGGGCCGGGACAACGCCCGGCGCCUCACCGGAUUCCACGAGACCUCCAACAUCAACGACUUUUCUGCCGGCGUGGCCAACCGCAGCGCCAGCAUCCGCAUUCCCCGGGCUGUCGGUCAGGAGAAGAAGGGUUACUUUGAAGACCGGCGCCCCUCUGCCAACUGUGACCCCUUCGGGGUGACAGAAGCCCUCAUCCGCACGUGUCUUCUUAACGAAACUGGCGAGGAGCCCUUCCAGUACAAAAACUAAGCGGACUAGACGCGCAGCCAUUGAACCCCUUCUAAUUCUUCAACCCGCUCCACUCUCGUGCCACCCCCCACCCCCUCAAUUGUCAUAAUAGCCGUAACUCAAAGGGCAGAGCAUCAAGGUCUUUUUGUAUUCCUUCUGCCCAAUUAAUAUCUCUUGCUUUUUUUGGCCAGGUUACAGAGGUCAGGUUCUUAAUCUCUUCACACACACACACACACACACACACACCCCUUUUACCAACCCCCCAUCACUGAAGCUUCCUAGUGCAUUAGUGGAGAGGGGGCGGGGAAACAUAACCACUGCUUCUCUUAAUCAGAUGUUUGUCCAACAGGCGUUAGCUAUGCGGACAGUGAGUAUAGUGUUUAUGAAGGGAGGGGAAGGACCUUUUUCUUCUUUGAGGUAGCUGAAGGGGGAGGUUGGGGGGCUGGGCUUUUACUCUGUGGCUAGGUUAGAUAUUCCUUCCCCCUUGGUGGAAGUUCCAUUUCUUAGAAGGCUGUGACCAGAUUUCUCAUGGAAGUGAGAAUUAGGAGAGGGGAAUGUGGGUGGCUGGCAGGAAGGUGCCCCUCUCUGUGCUGUGCUUCCUGGGCCUGGGGCUAAAUGCCCUCAUUUGAAGAUAAGCUCAGCGCAAAGGAAAGGGAUGGAUCGCUCUACCUUAGAAGAAAAAAGCUCUCAUUCCUUGGUCCUCCACCUAUAACAAAUCAGAGUAGUAUUUUUAUAUUUAAAUGCAAAAACAAAAAAAUUAUAUAUAUAUGGGUGUGCAGAUAUAUGUGCUUUUUCUAAAGGAGGAAAACCAUUCUGGUCAUCAGGAGCCGAAUUGGAAGUGAGUAGUGUGGUUAGAAAAAGGCUCCUUUUGAGUUGGGGGUGAGGGUGGAGAUGCUUGAAGAAUUGGCUGUCAGGGGCUGUUAAACCCUCACUACCAUUUAAGGGUUUCUCUGUGCCCUGCCCGCCUUUUGGGAGGGGGUGGGCACUGGCUGGUUAACAGGAAAGAGCAUGGAUGGCAGCUGCGGUCACCUGAGCCCCCUGGCUUUGGUGUAAAGACACAUGUCUGCACAGGGGUUUAGAAAUAGGAGUUGGCUGGUCAACUUGAGCAUGUACGUUACUGACGGGGUGAUGGGUUCUUUUCCGGGGGACAGCAUGUCACUAAAGCAGGCCUUUUGAUAUAUUAAAAAUUUUUUAAAAAGCAAAAACUUUAGAUUUUAAUCAUAUCGGUAGGGAUUUGAAGACUUUAACAGAAUUGCUUGUUUGCUUCUCCUGUCCCUGUCUCUGCUUUUAGAGGGGAGGGGACAGGACUGGGGUCAAACGCUGGUAAUUUUGUAUCUUGGUGUCCCGUUCUGAGUGAAAAUACUCCUUUGUUAAGGUUCCAAGGAGGUUUUUUGUUUCUUUUAUAAUAAAAAAUAAACCCCACCUUCAUCUCUA
Artibeus jamaicensis (Jamaican fruit-eating bat) is the source of this 2634-nucleotide messenger RNA. RefSeq names its product glutamate-ammonia ligase (gene GLUL). The record is from RefSeq and is a predicted model, not a curated record. Bases 100 to 1221 code for a protein of 373 amino acids. Gene Ontology annotation, cellular component: cytoplasm. Gene Ontology annotation, molecular function: glutamine synthetase activity. The transcript is spliced from 7 exons. Lineage: Eukaryota; Metazoa; Chordata; Mammalia; Chiroptera; Phyllostomidae.